Nomascus leucogenys (northern white-cheeked gibbon) is the source of this 2279-nucleotide messenger RNA. It is a transcript of the gene HNRNPD, whose product is annotated as heterogeneous nuclear ribonucleoprotein D. Gene Ontology annotation, biological process: regulation of gene expression. Gene Ontology annotation, cellular component: nucleoplasm. The record is from RefSeq and is a predicted model, not a curated record. Gene Ontology annotation, molecular function: RNA binding. Lineage: Eukaryota; Metazoa; Chordata; Mammalia; Primates; Hylobatidae.
UGCGGCACCUGGCGCUCCGCGGGCGUUCGAGUGGACAGAGACAGGGGCACAGGGCUGACAUCUCAGGGCUAAUUCCCUCCUCCAGUGCGUACAUCCAGGCUUAAGCCGCCGUAGGGUGUGAGCCUCCCCUCCCCCACCCCAACGCCGCAGCUGCACGGGGCACGACAGCCUUCGCGGAGGUGCAGCCACACCCCGGCCUGACGCUGCUGCUCCCGCCGCUACUGGAGUGGUGGGGAGGGGUGAGUGGACUCCAGGAAUCCUCGGAAGGGCGGGGGCGGAGGCAGGGGGCCCCUCUAGCCGCUACUUCGAAACAGCACUCCUUGUUCUCGAUGGUCCCCGCGCGACCGUCUUAGCUCACGACACUUCCGGUUCCUUUUAAAGGCCCCCAACGCUGUGCAACGCGGAGCGUGAGACGAAGGUAUAAAGGGGAGCGAGAGGGCGGGACCGAGGAGGAAAGGGAAAAAAAACCUAGGGGGAGAGGGGUGGGGGGACGCGCGAAGGGCGCGCUCUCGCGUCACGUGACCGGGACGCGCCGUUCUUCCGUCGGCCAUUUUAGGUGGUCCGCGGCGGCGCCAUUAAAGCGAGGAGGAGGCAAGAGCGGCCGCCGCUGGUGCUUAUUCUUUUUUAGUGCAGCGGGAGAGAGCGGGAGUGUGCGCCGCGCGAGAGUGGGAGGCGAAGGGGGCAGGCCAGGGAGAGGCGCAGGAGCCUUUGCAGCCACGCGCGCGCCUUCCCUGUCUUGUGUGCUUCGCGAGGUAGAGCGGGCGCGCGGCAGCGGCGGGGAUUACUUUGCUGCUAGUUUCGGUUCGCGGCAGCGGCGGGUGUAGUCCCGGCGGCAGCGGCGGAGACACUAGCACUAUGUCGGAGGAGCAGUUCGGCGGGGACGGGGCGGCGGCGGCGGCAACGGCGGCGGUAGGCGGAUCGGCGGGCGAGCAGGAGGGAGCCAUGGUGGCGGCGACACAGGGGGCAGCGGCGGCGGCGGGAAGCGGAGCUGGGACCGGGGGCGGAACCGUGUCUGGAGGCACCGAAGGGGGCAGCGCCGAGUCGGAGGGGGCGAAGAUUGACGCCAGUAAGAACGAGGAGGAUGAAGGCCAUUCAAACUCCUCCCCACGACACUCUGAAGCAGCGACGGCACAGCGGGAAGAAUGGAAAAUGUUUAUAGGAGGCCUUAGCUGGGACACUACAAAGAAAGAUCUGAAGGACUACUUUUCCAAAUUUGGUGAAGUUGUAGACUGCACUCUGAAGUUAGAUCCUAUCACAGGGCGAUCAAGGGGUUUUGGCUUUGUGCUAUUUAAAGAAUCGGAGAGUGUAGAUAAGGUCAUGGAUCAAAAAGAACAUAAAUUGAAUGGGAAGGUGAUUGAUCCUAAAAGGGCCAAAGCCAUGAAAACAAAAGAGCCGGUUAAAAAAAUUUUUGUUGGUGGCCUUUCUCCAGAUACACCUGAAGAGAAAAUAAGGGAGUACUUUGGUGGUUUUGGUGAGGUGGAAUCCAUAGAGCUCCCCAUGGACAACAAGACCAAUAAGAGGCGUGGAUUCUGCUUUAUUACCUUUAAGGAAGAAGAACCAGUAAAGAAGAUAAUGGAAAAGAAAUACCACAAUGUUGGUCUUAGUAAAUGUGAAAUAAAAGUAGCCAUGUCGAAGGAACAAUAUCAGCAACAGCAACAGUGGGGAUCUAGAGGAGGAUUUGCAGGAAGAGCUCGUGGAAGAGGUGGUGGCCCCAGUCAAAACUGGAACCAGGGAUAUAGUAACUAUUGGAAUCAAGGCUAUGGCAACUAUGGAUAUAACAGCCAAGGUUACGGUGGUUAUGGAGGAUAUGACUACACUGGUUACAACAACUACUAUGGAUAUGGUGAUUAUAGCAACCAGCAGAGUGGUUAUGGGAAGGUAUCCAGGCGAGGUGGUCAUCAAAAUAGCUACAAACCAUACUAAAUUAUUCCAUUUGCAACUUAUUCCCAACAGGUGGUGAAGCAGUAUUUUCCAAUUUGAAGAUUCAUUUGAAGGUGGCUCCUGCCACCUGCUAAUAGCAGUUCAAACUAAAUUUUUUGUAUCAAGUCCCUGAAUGGAAGUAUGACGUUGGGUCCCUCUGAAGUUUAAUUCUGAGUUCUCAUUAAAAGAAAUUUGCUUUCAUUGUUUUAUUUCUUAAUUGCUAUGCUUCAGAAUCAAUUUGUGUUUUAUGCCCUUUCCCCCAGUAUUGUAGAGCAAGUCUUGUGUUAAAAGCCCAGUGUGACAGUGUCAUGAUGUAGUAGUGUCUUACUGGUUUUUUAAUAAAUCCUUUUGUAUAAAAA